Messenger RNA from Cladocopium goreaui, 2796 nucleotides. Lineage: Eukaryota; Dinophyceae; Suessiales; Symbiodiniaceae. The record is from the annotation of a GenBank genome assembly.
AUGCAGCAACUUGAAGGUGACGUCAGCAACCCUUGCCUCCGGGUGGUUCGCUUAUCCGGAGAGUUGCUGGAAGUUCCUCUCACCCGUCAUGAAGCAAACAAGAUUGUGAGCGUCAGAGACCUGAAGCGAUGCCUUGCCAAAAAUGAUACCAUGAUAUGCCGUAUUCCUGGAUCACCCUUUCUGAUCUGUCGGAUAUGGCUUAUCCACGACACUCCACUCCAAGACGACCACCUGUUGGAAUGGCAGUGGUUCGAACAAGGUUCGCUUCAGUACGUGGUGAAGGAUGUGAUGUCGUCUGCUCUUGAAGAACUCUUCCCUGGUGACUUGAUCUUUUGCUACCAAGACCUAGAAGAAUUGCUGAACCCAAGACUCCUCAUCAGCUACAUUUGCAAGAUAUGGAAACAGCGAGGUCAAGCCUUUUGUGAGCACGUCUUCACUUCCUGGAAAUCGGCCAUUCUGAGCCUUCCGCGUGAGGUUCAUUCGUCGGCAACGCUUCACCGUUGCUUGGACCUUCUUGAGGGACUGGACGAAGCGGAAGAGUUAAUGAGGGCAGAAUAUCCCGAGACCUUCAGCAAGGGCUUCUAUGAGAAGCGCUGGCUGGUUGAUAAUUUGGAGGCCUUUCUUCACAAGACAUUCGCCUCAAUGACCAUUGAACUUGUCAGGCAAAAAGUGGAUGUUGAAACAGUGGAACAAACCUUCCACUACAUUGAUCAUGGAGAAAAGGCAAAGAGUGAUCUAUGGAAACUUGUGCAGGGGCAUCCGCGCUGCUGCUCUGUGGGUCUUCGUUUUGGCCUUGGAGCAGAUUUGAUGAUGGCACUGAUCGAGAAAGGACUUCCAAGAUGGUGUUGGGCAGGCCACUCGGACUUCUACGAGGACAACCUCCUGCAGCACAUCAUGGCUCCAGUGGCCGCAGUACCAGGGGACUGGGACCCACAAGAAGGGGGAGCUAAAGCAAGACUUUGCACAUUCUUAGCCGAAAGAUUCAGCUUGAAAGAGUUGUGCUAUCAAAACAGGGACUUCAAGAAUGCGCUUUGGUAUGUGCUGCAAUACUGUGAAAACUCUCCGUUUCAGGCAGAUCCUCUAUGGGUUCGAGUUCGUGAUGUGAUCAGGGAGCGGAUGCAAAGGCAGGUGAGGGAGUUCCAGGGCAGCUUGCUUGCCUUGGUUGACCUGGCUCGGUCGGUCCGAUCAAGUUCAGGUUGUGGUCUCGAUCCGCUGGAUUAUCUCCCAGCUUUUGAAGAGCAGAUGUGGCAGCGAGCUUCCAUCAUUCGCGACGAGUGGUUGAGGGAAAUCAAGUUGGCGGAUUUCAACAAAGAACAUGACCGACUGGCAGCAUGUGACGUCAGCAACCCUUGCCUCCGGGUGGUUCGCUUAUCCGGAGAGUUGCUGGAAGUUCCUCUCACCCGUCAUGAAGCAAACAAGAUUGUGAGCGUCACAGACUUGAAGCGAUGCCUUGCCAAAAAUGAUACCAUGAUAUGCCGUACUCCUGGAACACCCUUCUCUGUCCAUUGGAUUCGGCUCAUUCACAUGGAUGCCAGCACCGCUAGCACGGAACUCCAGGAUGAUGACCCUGUCAACCCUGAGACUUGGGAAUGGUUGGAACAAGGUUCGCUUCAGUACAUGCUUGCUGAUGUGUUAUUGCUUUCUCCGGAAGAACUUCCUGCUAUUGAUGACUUGACAUUGUCUUACGAGAAUUUGGAAGAAUUGCUGGAUCCCAAGCUGCUCAUCGGCUACGCCUUCAAACUGUGCAAGCACGGAGGCCAGGCCUGGUGCGAAAAUGUCUUCACUCUUUGGACUUCAGCUUUGCUGAGUCUUUCAAGCAAUCAGGUGAAUGCAAUGGAAGGCCAUAUCGGCCCAACACUUCUUCAUCGUUGUUUGCGCCUUCUCCAAGGACUCCAUGAAGCAGACGACUUGAUGCGCGCUGCUGAUCCAGAUUUCGCCAACCGCGGGCCUCGCAGCUAUGAGGACUUCUACGACAAGCUUUGGCCGGGUGACGCGUUUGAAGAUUUCCUCCACAAGACAUUCGCUUUAAUGACCAUCGAACUUGUUAGACAGAAAGCAGAUCCUCAAAGAGUGGAAGAAUCCUUCCUUCACAUGAACAAAGAAACGGUGAAAAGUGAUGUGUGGAAACUCGUGCAGGGGCAUUCCUGCGGCUGCAAUCGGCGCAGCUGUACCCGCAGUGCUUUGCGUUUUGGGCUUGGAGCAGACCUGCUGAUGGCAUUGAUCGAGAGAGGACUUCCAAGAUGCUGUUGGGCUGGUUGCUGGGGCCCCUUCAACGACAACCUACUGCAGCACAUCAUAGCUCCAGUGGCUGCAGAACCGUCAGGCUGGGAUCAAGAAGAAGCGGCAAAGGCAAGGCUGUGCAUAUUCCUGGCCGAAAGAUUCAGCUUGGAAGAGCUAUGCCAUCAAUCCACGGAUGGCAACAUUGCGCUUGGGCAUGUUGAGUCUUAUUGUGACAACGGCGUUUGGUUCGUAGAUCCCCUCUGGAUUCAAGUUCGUGAUGUGAUCAGGGAGCGGAUGCAAGCACAGGUGAGGGAAUUCCAGGGCAGCUUGCUUGCCUUGGUUGAACUGGUUCGGUCCGUCCGAGCAAGUUUUGGUGGUGGUCUUGAACCACUUCCAGCCUUUGAAGAGCAAAUGUGGCAGCGGGCCGCCAUCAUUCGGGAGGAGUGGUUGAGGAUGGGCUGGAGUUUUGCUCAAGACUGUGCCAACACCAGAUGGCGACGGCGAGAGAGAAGGAACCAAGUCUCAGAGGUUUUGAAUUGGCAUUUUUGCGCGGUGGGACAGGGCAUCGUUCGCUGA